Molecule: messenger RNA, 3347 nt
Organism: Sorex fumeus (smoky shrew)
Lineage: Eukaryota; Metazoa; Chordata; Mammalia; Eulipotyphla; Soricidae
Gene: LNPEP
Product: leucyl and cystinyl aminopeptidase
Exons: 18
Coding region: 179-3256 (1025 amino acids)
Biological process (GO): peptide catabolic process; proteolysis
Cellular component (GO): cytoplasm
Molecular function (GO): peptide binding; metalloaminopeptidase activity; zinc ion binding
Source: RefSeq, a predicted model, not a curated record
CCGGCCCCGCGCUUCCUCCGGCCGCCGCGAAGACCCGGAGCGGCGCCGCCCCCCGCGCCGCCUCCCCGGCGGGGCUGGGCGCCCGCCCCGGGCAUGCUCAGUCGGCCGGGCCCCUUCCUCGGCCGGAGUCGGGAGCCCCGGCGCCGCUCGGGCCUGGAGCCGCCGCGGCGGGCGCGCCAUGGAGCCCUUCGCGCACGAUCGGCUUCAGCUGCCCAGGAAUAUGAUCGAAAACAGCAUGUUUGAGGAGGAACCGGACGUGGUGGAUUUAGCCAAAGAGCCUUGCUUACACCCUCUGGAGCCCGACGAGGUGGAGUAUGAGCCCCGGGGGUCGCGCCUGCUGGUGCGGGGGCUUGGCGAGCACGACAUGGACGAGGACGAGGAGGACUAUGCAUCGUCGGCCAAGCUGCUGGGUAUGUCCUUCAUGAACCGGAGCUCGGGCCUGCGGAAUGGUGCAGGCGGCUACCGGCCCAGCCCCGAGGGGGUGUGCUCUGUGCCCUCCGCCAGAACCAUGGUGGUCUGUGUGCUUGUCAUCAUGCUGGCCAUCUCAGUCAUCAUGGUCAUCUAUCUCCUGCCCCGAUGUACCUUUACCAAAGAAGGCUGCCACAGGAGCAACCAGUCAAUGGGACUCAUCCAGCCGCUGGCCACCAACGGGAAGCUGUUCCCGUGGGCACAGGCCCGGCUGCCCACGGCCGUGGUGCCGCUCCGCUACGAGCUGCACCUGCGCCCCAACCUUAGCAACAUGACAUUCUCGGGCUCAGCGACCAUCGCCGUCCAGGUGCUGCAGGCCACCUGGAACAUCGUGCUCCACAGCACAGGCCUGAACAUCUCACGGGUCACCCUCUCAUCCGCGGUCUCCAGCCAGGAGAAGCUGGUGGAGCUCCUGGAGUAUCCGUUCCACGAACAGAUCGCCGUCGUUGCCCCGGAGGCCCUUCUGGAAGGGCACAAUUAUACGCUGAAGGUGGAGUACACGGCCAACAUAUCCAACACCUACUACGGCUUCUACGGCCUCUCCUACACGGACGCAGGGAACCAGACCAAGUACUUUGCUGCAACUCAAUUUGAACCCCUGGCAGCAAGAUCUGCUUUUCCUUGUUUUGAUGAGCCAUCUUUUAAAGCCACAUUUGCCAUCAAGAUCACGAGGGAAGAACAGUAUACAGCUUUAUCGAACAUGCCCAAGAAAUCUUCAGUGCCUGUGGGAGAUGGACUUGUUCAGGAUGAGUUUUAUGAGAGUGUGAAGAUGAGCACCUACCUGGUUGCUUUCAUUGUGGGGGAGAUGAAGAACCUGAGUCACGACUUAAAUGGAACCCUGGUUUCUCUCUAUGCCAUACCGGAAAAGAUUGGUCAAGUUAACCAUGCCUUGGAAACAACGGUGAAGCUUCUCGAAUUUUUUGAAAACUACUUUGAAAUUCAAUAUCCACUUAAGAAAUUGGAUUUGGUGGCCAUUCCAGACUUUGAAGCAGGAGCAAUGGAAAACUGGGGAUUGAUAACCUUCCGAGAAGAAACACUUCUGUGCGACAAUAGUACCUCUUCAGUGGCUGAUAGAAAACUCAUCACGAAAAUCAUCGCCCAUGAGCUGGCCCAUCAGUGGUUUGGUAAUCUGGUAACAAUGCAGUGGUGGAAUGAUCUGUGGCUAAAUGAAGGUUUUGCCACUUUCAUGGAGUUUUUCUCCUUGGAAAAAGUAUUUAAAGACCUCUCCAGUUAUGAAGAUUUCUUAGAUGCUCGCUUCAAAACCUUGAAGAAGGACUCCUUGAAUUCAUCUCAUCCACUGUCAUCACCUGUCGGCUCUUCAGAACAGAUUGAAGAAAUGUUUGAUUCUCUUUCCUAUUUUAAGGGAGCUUCUCUUUUGUUGAUGCUGAAAACUUACAUGAGUGAAGAUAUAUUUCAACAUACGAUUAUUCUCUACCUGCAUAAUCAUAGCUAUGCAUCCAUUCAGAGUGAUGAUUUAUGGGAUAGUUUUAAUGAGAUUACCAACAAAACACUAGAUGUAAAGAAGAUGAUGAAAACGUGGACUCUGCAGAAGGGCUUUCCUUUAGUGACUGUUCAAAGAAAAGGGAAGGAACUCCAUGUCCAACAAGAAAGGUUCUUUUUAAAUAUGAAACCUGACACGCAGCCUUCAGACGCAAGCUAUCUGUGGCAUAUUCCACUCUCCUAUGUCACUGGGGGAAGAAAUUAUUCAGAUUAUCGAUUGGUGUCAUUACUGGACAAGAAAUCAGGCGUCAUCAAUCUCACAGUGGACGCGGAGUGGAUCAAAGUCAAUGCCGACAUGAGCGGCUACUACAUCGUGCACUAUGACGAGGCCAGCUGGGACGCACUGAUCAGACAACUGCACACGAACCCCACUGUUCUGAGUGACCAGGACCGGGCCAGCCUCAUCAACAACAUCUUUGAGCUGGCUGGCCUCGGCAAGGUUCCUCUUGAGAAGGCCUUUGAUUUGAUUGGGUAUCUUGGCAAGGAGAACUGCACUGCACCCAUCGCGGAAGCCCUGUUCCAGACGGGCCUCAUCUACGACCUUCUUGAGAAACUGGGACAUCAGGACCUCGCCUCCAGACUGGUAACCAGAGUAUUUAAAUUGCUCCAAGACCAAAUCCAGCGUCAGACGUGGACUGAUGAGGGCACGGUGUCUGCCCGCGAGCUCCGGGCAGUCCUGCUGGAGUUCGCUUGCACCCACGACCUGGGGGGCUGCCGCGCCAUUGCCAUGAAGCACUUCGAGAGCUGGGUGGCAGCCAAUGGCACUCACAGCCUCCCUACCGAUGUCAUGACCACUGUGCUCAAGGCUGGAGCCAAGACUGAGCAGGGCUGGGCGUUCCUCAGGAGCAAGUAUGUCUCCAUGACCUCGGAGAGAGAGAAGAGUAAAGUGCUGGCAGCUCUGGCCAGCUCAGACGAUGUGCGGAAGCUCUACUGGUUAAUGAACAGCAGCCUCAGCGGCGACACCAUCCGGACCCAGAAGCUGUCAUUUAUCAUCCGAAUGGUGGGCCGGCGUUUUCCUGGACACCUCCUGGCUUGGGAUUUUGUCAAGGAAAACUGGAGCAAGCUUGUGCAGAAGUUCCACCUGGGCUCUUACACCAUACAAAGCAUCGUUGCUGGAUCAACUCACCUGUUCUCAACAAAGACACAUUUGUCUGAGGUCCAGGCGUUCUUUGAGAACCAGUCAGAGGCGACCUUCCGGCUGCGCUGUGUCCAGGAGGCUCUGGAGGUCAUUCAGCUGAAUAUCCAGUGGGUGGAGAAGAACCUUAAAACUCUGAUGAAGUGGCUGUAGCAUGUUCAACUGCACCUCACAAUGUCGCCCGUUCUGAGAGCUUCAUAACUUUGGCUCUGCUGCUUUUUACAAAGGAAAAAAAGUAAAAGAG